This is a messenger RNA of Papilio polytes (common Mormon), 1083 nucleotides long. RefSeq names its product transmembrane protein 208-like. The record is from RefSeq and is a predicted model, not a curated record. Bases 209 to 736 code for a protein of 175 amino acids. The transcript has 2 exons. Gene Ontology annotation, cellular component: intracellular membrane-bounded organelle. Gene Ontology annotation, biological process: vacuolar protein processing. Lineage: Eukaryota; Metazoa; Arthropoda; Insecta; Lepidoptera; Papilionidae.
UGUCAUUGUCAAACGUCAAUGAUAUUGAUAACCUAAAAGCAUAAGUAAAAAGAUUUGUAAUUAAUUUGGCCCUACUUAUAAAUAUCUUUAUAUAUUAGAGUGAAAUGUAAAACUGUCUCGUCAUAGUUACCUGUGUAUUAUACCUUUAAGGUUAUAAAUAUUGUGGAACCACUGUUCAUAGAUAAAAGACAACAAUUUAGGCUCAAAGAUGUCGCCACCGCCGAAAGGGAAAGCGCCUACAAAGGGCGCCAAGCAAAUCCUAGCUGAGAACAAUGCAACAGUAAUGUUCUAUAGAAAUAUGUCUCUAGGCGCCACUGCAUUCUUUAAUAUACUGACUUUUGUAUUCUUCUAUGAACAGAUGUCGACUUUAGUUAUAUGCAUGAAUGUAUUGGUAACAAUUAUUUAUGUAGUUUGCUAUCAAAUGAUGAAGUUUAUUAGCAAACCGAAAUAUACCGCAGAUAAUGUAUUACUCGAUCCUGGAUUAGAUCUGAACAUGGAAGGUGGUAUGGGAGAACACGUUAAAGAUAUCGUCAUACUGUCUUCCAUCACUCAUCUUCUCGCUCUAAUCUCCAAUUACUUCUGGCUCCUUCUGCUCUUGAUUCCGUUGAGAGGGUUCUGGUUGGUCUGGGUCAAUUUCCUCGGGCCCUGGUUCUUCCAAGAGGCACCAGAAGAUGCCGAACAUGAUGAGAAGAAACGCAAGAAGAUGGAAAGAAAAAUGAAACGCUAUCAGCAAUAAUUUUUGUUAUCUGAGGCUUUGAUAUGAUUUUUUAUUACUUUGCAAGUGAUUCGUAAUUCGUAGGGAUUUUUAAUACUUUUUGUAGUAAUAAUAAUGUUAGUUUUAUUAUAACUAAAAAUGUUCUUGCAUCUAUAUUACGUAAACAGUUGUUAGUGCGACUUAAUUGUGGUCAAUUUAAAGUAUUUCAUUUUACGAAAUAUUUAGGUAUGUUUUUAAAAACAUAUGUUAUCAUAUUUCAACAGAAAUCUUCCCUUUAAGAAUGUAUUUGUACAGUUUUGUAUAUUACUCAUAUUGUUUUAAAAUGAAUUGUUAAAAACGACUGAGUUAAAAUUUACAAUUAUUUGUUA